AACGAAACCGAGACGCUGUCCACCAAGCCGUUGCUUCGCGGCUCGCGCAACCUCACUCCCCCCCCCCCCCCCCCGUCGCUUGCCUUCCCCUUCCACAUGGCCGCCGCCGCCGCCGCCGCUCACCUCUCCCCUCCUCCCCCACUGCACGCGCGCCUCCUCCUCCUCCUCCCGGGGCCCAGUGGCCGCACGGCGGGCGGGGGCUCCCGUGGACGGCGGCCGCGGGGGCGCCGCUGGUUCGCGGUCCCACCGUCGCGGAACGGGAGCUCGUCGCAGGGGACGGAGUGGUGCCCCGUGCCGCCGGAGCAGCUGCCCGUGAAUGAGUACGAGUCCCUGGCGGCGUCGCUGCCCUUCUCCUGGGCCGCGGGGGACCUUGGGGUCUACUGCUCCCGUCUCGCGCUCACCGGCGCCGCCUUCGCGCUCUUCGUCGGGCUCCCCGUCGCCGCCUUCGGCGGCCGCGGAGGGGCCGGCGGCGAUCCCGUGCACCUCGCGCUCGGGGCCACAGGGUCGGGGAUACUGGCCGUCACGCUCGCCGUCGUGCGGAUGUACCUCGGGUGGGCGUACGUUGGCAACCGUUUGCUUAGCGCCACCGUGGAGUAUGAAGAGACUGGAUGGUACGACGGGCAGAUAUGGGUUAAAACCCCAGAAGUUUUGGCUCGUGAUCGGCUUCUAGGUUCAUUUUCUGUCAAACCUGUGCUGAACAGAGUGAAAUUUACCUUGGUGGUGCUGGCAGGGUCCCUGAUCCUUUGCAUUCUUCUUUACGCCAGCACUGAAAAACCAAAGGAUCCUUUUGAAAACACUGGCGGCCGUGCUAUCCCUGGAGUGUACAAUGAUACUUCUGCAAGGUCAUUCGAGCCUGAUGCGUUCUGUGGAGAACCUGAUCUAGGUGAUCUGUCGUAACUGUACAUAGCGUAGAUGAUACUUGGUGCUUCUCUUCCUUAGCAUGGUUGGAAAUGUCAGGGGAUAUAGGAUAUAGCACACACAAUACUACAAUAGGUAUUUUAGUCGAAGGUGAUCACAAAAUGUCUUACUCCCGCAAUUACUAAAUUUUGUGAUGAUUCAUAACGACGAUGUAAAUAUUUGACCGUAUAAUAUAUAUAACUUUUUUUUCGAAUAUGUAUAAAUACAUAAGUGCAUU
Molecule: messenger RNA, 1135 nt
Organism: Oryza brachyantha (malo sina)
Lineage: Eukaryota; Viridiplantae; Streptophyta; Magnoliopsida; Poales; Poaceae
Exons: 4
Coding region: 97-897 (266 amino acids)
Source: RefSeq, a predicted model, not a curated record